CGUUUAUCUUGUAGAAAAGAAACUGAAAAAGUGAAAAACUGUCCCGUUUUUCUCAGAUUUGAUGGGCUGCGUUUCCUCCAAACCAUUUAGGAAGGAUUUCAACCAGGAACUCCUUUUCUGCAAUGGAGAUUACACGAAUCACGUCGUCUCUCUUACUUCCAGCACAUAUGGAGUUCUCAAUCUCGACCAAGAACCCGUCAAGGAGACUACGAUGUCUCUUCAAGUCGUGUCCCCCAAACUUCAGGGAAAGAGAAUGAAAGAGCCGGAGGUCAUCAACGCUUGGGAAUUGAUGGAACAUCUGGAAGACGAAAUACCCAUAUCGACAAAGGACAAGAGACGCCCCAAAUCACGAGUUGUAGAUGUGGAUGUGAGGAACCCUUCCAAGUUCUUCAACGAAAUCAACUCGUCAAAGAAGCAGAAAAAAAUUGCAGGGAAGGAGAACAAGCAUCGACAGAGUGGAUAUGAUGGUUCAGUUGGACGUCCAGAGCACAAUUCGAAACAGUUAUUGAAGCCAUUUUCUUCUUUAGAGAACAUGCAGAAGGCCACACCCAGGAAGGUUACUCCCGUAGAUCUCAAAACGAAUAGUUUCAGAGGCCAGUCCGGGUUUUCAAGUUCGAGGAGGAGUUUAAGUCCCCUGUUUGAUCCAGAACUCCUUGAAUCCUUUGAGAGAGAACUCAGCGAAGAGGGUGAAAAGAUUAAAAAGAUGGUCUUUCCUGAACCUAGAAUUCGCAAAGCCCUAGAUUGGGAAUCCAUGCUCGAACAAUUUGAGAAGAAAUGCCCUCCCCGCGGCGAAAAUGCGGUAGUCAUCUACACUACCACAUUGAGAGGAAUCAGGAAGACUUUCGAAGACUGCAACAGACUCCGAUCCGUGGUAGAAUCUCAUCGCAUCCACAUGAUUGAGCGAGACAUUUCAAUGGAUUCUGGGUUUAGAGAGGAAUUAAGGCUCUUGAUGGGCAAAAAAGAGGUUAGAGUACCUGUAAUGUUCGUGAAAGGAAGAUUGAUUGGAGGAGCAGAUGAGGUGGUGAAGAUGGAAGAAGAGGGGAAAUUGGGAGUCUUGUUUCGUGGGAUUCCGAAGGCCUCGGUAGGCUGUGAAGGCUGUGGCGGCGUAAGGUUUAUAAUGUGUAUGGAUUGCAGUGGGAGUUGUAAAGUUUUAGAUGUGGAAAGAAAGAAAAUGGUUAAGUGUGGAGGGUGCAAUGAAAAUGGAUUGAUCAAAUGCCCUAUUUGUUGUUGAUUCAUACCUUAGCCCCACAGAAAAGGAAAUUUGAAGAUUUUUUUGUUGUUAAUUUUUGUUCUUCUUCCAAAACUUUCAUCGUUCUUUAUCUUGUAAGGAUCUGAAUCAGUAAUCAAUUUGGAAAGGUUGGUUAUAGGAUUUAAGUUUUACAAUCCA
Molecule: messenger RNA, 1387 nt
Organism: Macadamia integrifolia
Lineage: Eukaryota; Viridiplantae; Streptophyta; Magnoliopsida; Proteales; Proteaceae
Exons: 1
Coding region: 62-1231 (389 amino acids)
Source: RefSeq, a predicted model, not a curated record